CAAGGCUCGAGGGUCAUAUAAGGGUGCGAAGGAAGAGGGCGGAGUAUCUUAGCUUCUCCUCCUCAUCCAUAUUCUUGAGAGUACCUUCUGCAAAGACCAGAGCCCACGAGGUGCGGUCAGUGGGCGACGAGAGAGAACGACGAAAGCUAGACAAAGCAGCGGUUGUCGCAACAAUGGCUCCUCCGAAGAAUCUUCCAGCGCAUCGCCGCACUCCUGCCCUCUUUUCCUAUCCAGUCCCUCCAGCGUCACUCUCUAGCACGAGGUCCCCACCGGCACGCACGACGCACGAUCAGGAGGACCCACUUCCUUCAUCAUCCUUCUUCGACCUCGUCAUCAUCGGCGCAGGCCCCGCAGCAUUGGCCGUCGUGACUCGCAUCCUCGAGACUCGCCCUGCUGCGCUGUACACCGAGGAAGAGCAUCACCACCUGCACUGGCUGCGGAAGAAGGGAGGCGAUGAUGGCUUGUCACGCCGAGGCCCGCAGCGGCUUGGUGUCAUCAAGACAAAGGCUAGCGGGCGAGGGGCAGAGAGAGUCGCUGCGGGCCGUAAGAUGGUGGGUGCAAGCGGUGAGGGCGACUCGACCUGCGCCUGCCCCGGCGAAAUGCGGAUCCUGGUCAUCGACAAGGUGGGCAAAGGAUGGAUGGCUCACUGGGAUCGCAUGUUUGCUGCACUCGAGAUCAAGCACCUACGCUCGCCACUCUUCUUCCACCCAUGCCCUGCAGACCUCGAUAGUCUGCUUGCGUACGCCGAACGUGUGGGCAGGCUCAAGAAGGCAAAUGCCGCCUACUCUACCGCCCCCGUCGAUGCGCUCAAGAAGGCAGUCGCUGCAGCCGCGAAUGUAGCCGCUAAUGGAUCGACAGCAAGCAAGAAGCGCUCACCUGCUUCUUCUACCUCCUCCAACUCUCCGCCUCCCUCCUCGACCGGCACAUCCUCCUGCAAGCACCCCAAUGGACGCGGUCGUGAUCGCCAAGUCAAGCGCCUGGGCUGCUGUGCUGAUCUCGAUGGCGAUGGUGACGAGGAUCAGGAGGGGGAUGGUGCCAAGACUCCCACGCCUCGACAACACGACCUCUCUGGUGAGCCGGACCUGGUCGAGAUUCCCGGUGUAGUGGGUGCAGAGCAAAGCAAGCACAAGAAGCGCCAGCGCAACGGUGGUGCCGGCCGCAUCAUUGGACUGACGUCUACGGCUAUCAAUGAGAGGGAGCGCAAAGACUACUUCACGCCGAGUACGAGGCUGUUCCAUGACUUUAUUAGCGAGGACGUGGUGAGAAGGUACGGGCUGAACGAUAGCAGGGAGUGGCCUGCGGCGGGUAAGGUGCUGCGCGUGGACGGGGAGGACGGUGAGGGUGGUGAUGCCAUGGCUAGCGCUGGUACCACACCGCUUGUAGUCAAAGGUGAGGUCGCCUCGAUGCAGUGGCGCGAUGAGCUGCUCGUACAAGGCUGGGACGCUCCGCUCGAAGGCUUCCUACUCGAGACCGGCGAUGGAGCCAAGGUCGGGGCCAAGGCAGUCGUAUCCGCCGUAGGACCAGCAGGACAGCCUUCCAUCCCUGCGGCUCUCAAGGGUCAGACGAGCGCUGCCAAAGCGACCAAGACUGCUCCCGCGCCCAGAAAUAGUGGACAGGCCGCCGGCAUUUCAGCACCAUCACCACCACCCGUUGGCGCGACCCCUCCUGGUCUGUACGGUCCCGGCUGGUGUCACAGUGCUGCCCUCGCCACUCGCCCCUUCCCGCGCCCGUUCACUCGCGACCCUUCGGGCAAGAAGACGCUCCUCAUCGUAGGCGGCGGCCUCACCUCAGCGCAAGUAGCAGACGUCGCCCUCAAGCACGGUCACUUCGACCGAGUCGUCCUCAUCAUGCGCGGUCACCUCAAAGUCAAGCCCUUCGACGUCGGCCUCGACUGGAUGGGCCGCUACUCCAACCUGCGCAAGAUGCAAUUUUGGCAAGAGGAGGACAUCGCUGCUCGCCUGGCCAUGCUUCGUGGUGCGCGCCAAGGAGGCAGUAUGACGCAGCCCUAUGCCAAGUUGAUGAAGAAGUACGAGCAGGAGGGCAAGGUAGAGCUACUCACGCACACGGAGCUGAGUGAGGCGUAUUACUCCGAGGCGGGCCAGAUGUGGGAUCUGCAGCUGAAGAGGAGCGCUCCGCUUGACAAGAGGGAGAGGGCUAGGCAGGCCUACGAGGAGGCCAAGAGGGAUGCGGAGGAGGCGGCCAAGAAGGCUCUAGAGGCUGCGGAGAGGCUUGAGGAGGGAGAGGCGGACGGGUGUGACUGCGAGGAUGGCGAGAAGGAGGAGGUGAAGCCUACGUCGGCUCUGCCACCAGGCGUAACGCUGCGCCGUCUCAACGCCAGCUACAUCAUCACUGCGUCUGCAUUCACGCCAGACUACGCCCAGCUACCCUUCAUGCGUAGCGUGGCCGAGCAGCACCCGGUCAGGCAGGAGGGAGGUCUGCCCGUGCUGACCGAGGACCUGCAGUACGGACGCUUGCCGCUCUUUGUCGUGGGCAUGUACUGCGGACUACAGAUUGGACCUGCUGCUGGGAAUCUGGGAGGAAUGCGGGAAGCUGCGGACCGAGUGGUGGGAAGAUUGAGCGAGUUGAUCGCACCGCCUCACAAAGACGGAGAGACGACUGAGGCGGCACCGACGCAGCCCGUGGUCACGCACAGCCACGAUGGCGAGGAGGAAGAAGAGGUUGACGUGCACGACUCGCCGCGUCCUCCUGGCUUCACCCACUUUUCGUUUGGCGCUCUUGCUAUCGAGGGGUGAACUAGCGGGGGGGGAAAGGGAUUAGCUUAUCUUGGGCGUCGGGAAACGCAAUGCCGGGGAAGAGCAAGGAAGGGCGCUAACGCGCUGCGGAUUGAAAAUCAUC
Messenger RNA from Jaminaea rosea, 2856 nucleotides. RefSeq lists its product as hypothetical. Bases 174 to 2753 code for a protein of 859 amino acids. The transcript is spliced from 2 exons. The record is from RefSeq and is a predicted model, not a curated record. Lineage: Eukaryota; Fungi; Basidiomycota; Exobasidiomycetes; Microstromatales.